Messenger RNA from Chlorella variabilis, 1251 nucleotides. RefSeq lists its product as hypothetical. Bases 1 to 1251 code for a protein of 416 amino acids. NCBI's taxonomy places the organism in Eukaryota, Viridiplantae, Chlorophyta, Trebouxiophyceae, Chlorellales, Chlorellaceae. Gene Ontology annotation, cellular component: cytoplasm. The transcript is spliced from 12 exons. The record is from RefSeq and is a predicted model, not a curated record. Gene Ontology annotation, biological process: tryptophanyl-tRNA aminoacylation. Gene Ontology annotation, molecular function: tryptophan-tRNA ligase activity; ATP binding.
AUGCCGCCAAAGCACCACUGCCGCCGCCGCCUGCGCAGCUCGCAUCCUUGCUGUGGGGCUCACCAGGCCGCUGCCGGCUGCCCUUCGCAGGUGAUCACGCCCUGGGACGUGACGGGCGGCGCCGACGGCAAGAUCGACUACAACAAGCUCGUGGCGCAGUUUGGGUGCCAGUCGAUAGACGCGUCGCUGGUGGAGCGGAUAGAGCGGCUGACGGGGCGCCCCGCGCACCCCUUCCUCAAGCGCGGCAUCUUCUUCGCGCACAGGGACCUCAAUGAGCUGCUGGAUGCCUAUGAGCGGGGUCAGCCCUUCUACCUGUACACAGGGCGGGGCCCCUCCAGCGAGGCGCUGCACCUGGGCCACCUGGUGCCCUUCAUGUUCACCAAGUGGCUGCAGGACGCGUUCAGGGUGCCCCUCGUCAUCCAGCUGACAGACGACGAGAAGUUCCUGUGGAGGGGCCUGUCUGUGGAGGAGUCGCGGCGUCUGGCCCGUGAGAACUGCAAGGACAUCAUCGCCUGCGGCUUUGACGUCGCCCGCACCUUUGUCUUCGCCGACUUUGAGUACGUGGGGGGCGCCUUCUACCGCAACAUCGCGCGCAUCCAGCGGUGCGUGCCCAUGAACCAGGUGCGCGGCAUCUUUGGCUUCUCCACAGACGACAACAUCGGCAAGAUCGCAUUCCCCGCGAUACAGGCCGCCCCCGCCUUCCCAGACUCGUUCCCCCACAUGUUUGGGGAGCGCAAGGACGUGCGCUGCCUCAUCCCCUGCGCCAUUGACCAGGACCCGUACUUCAGAAUGACCCGCGACUGCGCCCCCCGCCUGGGACACCUCAAGACCGCACUCAUCGAGUCGCGCUUCUUCCCCGCGCUGCAGGGCGAGAGCGGCAAGAUGAGCGCGAGCGACCAGAGCAGCGCCAUCUUUGUCAGCGACACGCCCAAGCAGAUCCGCAGCAAGGUGAACAAGUAUGCGUUCAGCGGCGGCGGCGACACGGUGGAGGAGCACCGAGAGAAGGGCGCCAACCUGGACGUGGAUGUAAGCUGGAAGUGGCUCAACUUCUUCCUCGAGGACGACGCACGCCUGGCGCAGAUUGGCGAGGAGUAUGGCAGCGGGCGCAUGCUGACGGGCGACGUCAAGGCGGAGCUGGUGGGCGUGCUGACGGAGAUGGUUGAGCGGCACAAGGCGGCGCGGGCGGCGGUGACGGAUGAGAUCGUGGAUGCCUUCAUGGCGGUGCGCCCCAUGCCCAACCUGUGGGGCUGA